Molecule: messenger RNA, 1392 nt
Organism: Odontomachus brunneus
Lineage: Eukaryota; Metazoa; Arthropoda; Insecta; Hymenoptera; Formicidae
Gene: Rrp42
Product: exosome complex exonuclease RRP42
Exons: 8
Coding region: 4-1353 (449 amino acids)
Biological process (GO): exonucleolytic trimming to generate mature 3'-end of 5.8S rRNA from tricistronic rRNA transcript (SSU-rRNA, 5.8S rRNA, LSU-rRNA); nuclear mRNA surveillance; U4 snRNA 3'-end processing
Cellular component (GO): nuclear exosome (RNase complex); cytoplasmic exosome (RNase complex)
Source: RefSeq, a predicted model, not a curated record
GAGAUGGCGCAAGAUGUAACUUCCUGCAAUCUGUAUACAGUACGAGUUGGUACGAAGAUACGAAUGUGUGAUGUAAUAACCACACAUAACCUCACGUAUAAACAAGUAGCGUCUGGAAAUUUUGGAUUUCUCUCAACAUAUCUUAUAAUCACCAGCAAAACCAUGUCGAAGGUACCGGAUAUCAAGGUGAAUGCGGCCACUGAUGGGGACAGACCCAUGUCCAUAACGCGGCGUAUGGAGAGAGAAAGAGAACGUCUGAUAGGAAUGACAGAUGAGGAACGAGCAUGGAGGAAGAAAUGGUUACAGGCUCAGGAGUUAGCUCCUGAAGAACCAGUGAUGCCAAAGCAUUAUUACAAAGAAAUGUAUAAUCCAAUCAGGAGAUUUUACAAGUGGCCAAUGGACAAGUUUGAAAAUAUGUUGCAACCAAUUAUGGGUAAAUCAUACGCCUUUUAUACACGACAUCUUAUAAGCAAGUCAGCAAUGGGUAUCUGUGGAAUUUAUUUGAUGUGGUAUCAUCUAAAGUAUCAUAAAAUGACCGGUUUCAGGAAUGAUGGACGACAGAAGUAUGAAUAUCGUUCCUUGGAGAUUGAAACCAGACUGAUGCCGCACGCACACGGAUCGGCGCGAUUAAGAAUAGGCAAUACGGACGUUUUGGUCGGCGUGAAAGUAGAAAUCGACAUACCGCACGCUGACAGACCUCAAGAAGGCAAAUUAGACUUCUUCGUGGACUGCUCUGCCAAUGCCACACCAGCGUUUGAAGGUAAAGGAGGGGACGACCUGGCGACUGAGAUAAGCAACCUCCUCUCCUUGGCUUAUCAAACACCAGAUGCUUUUGACUUGAGACAGUUAUGUAUAUUGCCUCACAAGAAGUGUUGGAAAAUGUACGUGGACAUUUUGAUUCUACAAUGUGGUGGGAAUCUUUUCGACGCGGUAGGCGCCGCGGUAAAGGCUGCGUUGUACAACACCGAGAUCCCGAGAGUGAUCGCGGCGACGCUCGACGGCGGCGAACCGGACAUUCAGCUGUCGGAUGAUCUUUACGAUUGCGUCAAACUGGACGUGACGAAUUACCCCGUAGUGAUAACGGUGUGCAAGAUCGGCGAUAGCUGCGUGGUGGAUCCAACGUCGGAAGAGGAAUCGUGCAGUUCUGCUAGCCUCCUCAUGUCUGUGAUGCCGAAUGGCAAGAUGACGUCUGUAGUUAAGAUAGGAUAUGCCAGCCUGCAGCCUACUACCUUGAUUAAAAUGUUGGAGGUAGGAAAGAACGUUGCUCUCAAACUGAACCAAGCUCUCCUGAAAGGAUUAGAGGAGGAGGACAAGCUCGGUCAAUCGAGGCCAAUAUGUGGUUUUCUUAGAUAAUACUUGCGCCGCGCUCGCCAUUGGGCCACUAAGAGUACA